AUGGGAACAUAUGGGAACACGGCGAACCUCCCCGCGAGGCGUGGCCAUGACGCAAGAGCCAGAGUGGGAGCGUCGCUCGCUCGCUCGCAGCCACAGCCCGCGCGGUGGCGCCACCUCACAGCGGGCUAUGGCACGGGUGGUGGUGGCCAUGGCGUGUCCCCAUCUCCAAUUCUGGAUAAGCCUAUCUCCCUCCCUGCCCCCCUACCUCGCGCAGCUUCCCCGUAUGUGAACGCGAGCUUGCACUCCCGCCUCAUCGCAUCCGUCUCCUACUUGCGGUCUCGUGGAUUGCGUCGCCAUCGUUGCUGUGACGAAGGAAGACCUGGACCAGGUUGUAAGGAGAUUGGAGUCGUGGUGAUGGCGGCUCUGUCGAGCUCGACCGUGGCAUCAUUGUGCGUCAAGGGUGCAGUGAGGUUUGACGCUAAUGGGGCCGUUGAGAAGGCCAGGAGCUUGAGGAGUGUGGCGUGGCAGAUGGGUGCGUGCCCGUUGGAGCAGCUCCGUUCUGUCUCGAAGAAGGUUGAGGUUGUUAGUGCAAGGCGCGGCGUUGUGGCGUGCGCUGCUGCUGCUGCUGCUACUGAUGUACCUACAGUGUCGGAAACCAAGGCAUCUUUUAUUAAGAGCUACCGGAAACCCAUCCCUAGCAUUUACAGCAACGUAAUUCAGGAGCUUUUGGUGCAACAGCACUUGAUGCGAUACAAUUCAACUUACACUUAUGACCCAAUUUUCGCUCUGGGGUUUGUGACUGUCUACGAUCAGCUCAUGGACGGUUAUCCUGACGCUACCGACCGUGAUUCGAUUUUUACGGCUUACAUCAAUGCGUUAAAUGAGGACCCCGUGAAAUACAGAGAAGAUGCUAAGAAACUAGAAGAGUGGGCCUCUGCUCAAAGUGCAAGUGGAAUCACCGACUUCACAUCCAGAGACGGAGAGGUGGAGGCUACUCUAAAGAGCAUCGCUGAGCGUGCGGGUUCCAAGGACAAAUUUCAUUACAGCCGGUUUUUCGCUAUCGGUCUAUUCCGACUUCUCGAAUGUGCUAAAGCUUCCGACCCAGCUGUGCUGGAAAGUCUUUCUAAGGCACUGAAUGUCAACAAGCGGAGCGUGGACAGGGACUUGGACGUGUACAGAAAUCUUUUGUCGAAGUUGGCUCAAGGAAAAGAAUUGAUCAAGGAGUACAACGAGAGGGAGAAGAAAAAGAAAGCAGAGCGAGACGCCGCUGCCGCAAAUAAACAAUCAGCUGACACAGUUGCCCAGACUGGGGGAGCCAAAUCGGAGUAGAGCUUUUAGACUCGUGGCCAGUUUCUUGUUUGCUCACUGUCCAUCCUUUCGUACCCAAUUAUUCUUCUAGUUAGAAUGGAUCCCUCUUGUCAAGAAACUUACUCUUAACUUGACAUUGCGGCGUUAUUGAGCAUUUGAGAGAGCAAAUCAUGCCUGGGGCUGGGUGGAUGUACCAUGUCUGAGAUAACCCUGUAACAUUCAAGAAACAUUGAUUCUCACACAACUAACUGUGCCACCAAGGUUGUUCGCUUA
Messenger RNA from Physcomitrium patens, 1521 nucleotides. Its product is annotated as protein THYLAKOID FORMATION1, chloroplastic. The record is from RefSeq and is a predicted model, not a curated record. NCBI's taxonomy places the organism in Eukaryota, Viridiplantae, Streptophyta, Bryopsida, Funariales, Funariaceae. Gene Ontology annotation, cellular component: chloroplast thylakoid. Gene Ontology annotation, biological process: thylakoid membrane organization; photosynthesis; photosystem II assembly.